AUGUCUUCGGACCUUCUUUCAUACUCCAUCAUGAUGAAUGGAGAAAAGGCAGUGUCGUACGCUGCCCCUCAUUAUGCUCCGUUAGCAGUGGGUAAGCCCGAGAAAAUCACCUUGCCGCCAAUCUCGGCCUACGUCGGACUUACUGAGAGAAACCUCAAUUCUCUUAAUCUGUUGACGUCCUCGGUGUCGUCGCCCCCACUGUUGACGUCGCUGCUGGCUCUGGAGCUGCCUCUUCUGCUGCCUCGCAUGGCCGCACACGAUCUUUAUAAGUUGUCAUAUGGCAACCGUAAUGUGAGCGUGAGCUCUACCACUACUAGUGACCGUGUCUCCAGUGAGUCCGGAGCCACCACACCUUCUAUUGCUUCUGCUGCUGUUGCUCCUGCUAGCUCCGAAAGCCCCAAGAAACGUCGUCAGCGGUUGGGUCCAUCAUGUGAUAACUGUCGUGCACGUAAGGUCAAGUGUAACGCAGAGGUGAUGAUGUUGACUAGACAUUUUGCUCAGAACGAGUGCGACUCGGAGUCAUAUGCCGAGGAGUUUGCAUCGUUGCUGCCCGAGCACAAACUGACCAUCUUGUCGGGUGAGCUUGUGACGGUGGGUGACUACACCUUGGUUCUUUCUAACAACAAACUCAUCAAGUAUAAGUCAUGUCUGUCGUGUGCAGGAAAGGCAUUGGGAUGCUGUUUCUCCAAGGGCUUCACAAAGGAAGAUAUUGUGUACAGCAAGCGGUCUGGACCGGAGGCUGUGCCCCUUGUUGUGGAGCGCAAGGCUGCAGCAGUUAAGGUUGUCAAGAAGCGCAGUGCAGAGUCUAGUGGAAGCACGAGAAAGAGCUCGUGCACUGCCUGCCGUAAGAGAAAAGUCAAGUGUGUGAUGCACACGAGGCUUAACAAGUGUAUUGGGUGCAUGAAGAAGGACAGCACUUGUUCGUUUGAGGUUUAG
This is a messenger RNA of Sungouiella intermedia, 936 nucleotides long. NCBI's taxonomy places the organism in Eukaryota, Fungi, Ascomycota, Pichiomycetes, Serinales, Metschnikowiaceae. The record is from the annotation of a GenBank genome assembly.